GCAUAUGUAGGAACUGUGGUGACGGCAAGUGCACACAUAAUAACGGCACUAAUAGGAUCGGGUGUGUUGUCUUUAGCAUGGGCUGUAGCGCAAUUGGGAGCCAUCGCCGGACCGAUAGUUUUGAUCAUCUUCUCCAUCAUUACUUUGUAUACAUCUAUUCUGCUCACUGAUUGUUACCGUUCACCUGACGGUACCCGAAACCAUUCUUACAUGGAUGCCGUUAGAACCCAUCUAGGUGGCACAAAUUUCAUGUUUUGCGCGAUUGCCCAGUAUGCUACUCUAAUUGGCCUUAGCACCGGAUAUGCAAUCACUACAGCUCUUAGCUUAGGGGCAAUUGAAAGAACAACUUGCUAUCACAAGAAGGGGCGGAAUUGGCCGGAUUGCAGUCCAUCAACCCGGAAUUACAUAUUUUAUUUUGGAGUGCUACAGAUAAUCCUUAGUCAAAUACCAAAUAUUCGAAAGCUUUCGUUUAUCUCGGUCGUCGCUUCACUCAUGUCAUUUACUUACUCAAUCAUUGGGGUUGCUCUCGCUACUGCUACAAUCGCCAGGGGAUUGAAAGUGAGAAUAAGCCUCACAGGUGUGCCAAUUGGAACUCAUAACUCAGCUAUGGAUAAGAUGUGGAACACUUUCUCGGCCAUUGGAAACAUUGCCAUCUCAUUUGCCUUCUCCAUUGUUCUCAUUGAAAUACAGGAUACAUUAAAAGCAUCUCCAAGAGAGAAUAAGGUGAUGAAAGAGGCAACUUGUGUUGGGAUAAUAGUGUCCUCUGCCUUCUAUGCGCUCUGUGGGAUCCUCGGCUAUGUUGCGUUCGGAAAUGAUGCUCCGGGGAAUCUCUUAACUGACAAUCACGCUUUUUACGAGCCAUAUUGGCUUCUUGGUUUGGCUAAUGCAUGCAUUGCCGUCCACCUUGUUGGAGCCUAUCAGGUAUUUUCCCAACCGGUGUUUGAAUUCGUGGAGAGCUGGUGCAUGAGAAAGUGGGGAGGAACAAGCAGAUUCAUGAGAGCGGAAUACAACAUUGUUGGGAGGUUGGAGGUGAGCUUGUUUAGGAUAGUCUGGAGAACAACAUACGUCAUGACCACAAUGCUAGUGGCGCUAAUAUUCCCCUUCUUCAACGCCUUCGUCGGUCUGCUAGGAGCCAUCUCCUUCUGGCCGCUCACCAUCUAUUUCCCCAUCAAGAUGUAUAUUCUCCAAGCACACAUUCAGAAAUGGUCAUUGUCUUGGAUUUCACUGCACACACUUAGCUUCGUUUGCUUCAUCGUCUCCUUCCUCGCCGCUGCCGGUUCCAUUCGUAACUUAAUCAAGUCCGUCUUGCAUUACAAACCAUUUGCCUAAGCGCCAUCUUAUUAAGAGGCGUUAUGCGUGGAUCUAGAUAUCUGAGUUGGAAUGAUAUAGGAAAUAAUUAUACUAGGUAGACAAUAUUAACGGGUGCACUACAUAUAAAAAAUAUUACAUUAAAAAGUAUUUGAAAGGAGUAAGUUGCCCUGUAUUUUAACCCAUAUUGCCCUAGAUCCUCUCAUAUAUCCUCCCAUGGACUACUUUAUGCAUAUGACAUAACUCACAC
Cuscuta epithymum is the source of this 1558-nucleotide messenger RNA. NCBI's taxonomy places the organism in Eukaryota, Viridiplantae, Streptophyta, Magnoliopsida, Solanales, Convolvulaceae. The record is from the annotation of a GenBank genome assembly.